This is a messenger RNA of Rubroshorea leprosula, 884 nucleotides long. NCBI's taxonomy places the organism in Eukaryota, Viridiplantae, Streptophyta, Magnoliopsida, Malvales, Dipterocarpaceae. The record is from the annotation of a GenBank genome assembly.
AAAAAAGUCAAAAAAAAGCACAAAAAUAUGAAAAUAUGAAUCUUCUCGUUCCUUUAACUAAUAUAUCUUCAUUUUCUUUCAGCUUGCUCCCCAAACCUGCUGCCUGUGCCCCUGCUUGCUGCGCCGACCCUACUGCUGCGCCCCUUGCCGCCGGUGCCCCUACUUGCUGCAUCAAGCCUGCACACCUGCGCCCCUACACCAUGUGCCCUAGCACCCUGCUGCCGCACCUCCUGCUUGCUGUACUCUACUGCUAAGGUCCUGCUUCUGCACUGUCACACCCCUGCCCCUGUAGCCCGUUCUGCACCUGCUCUGUCACUCCAAGAGCCCUGUACAAAAGACAAAGAAACAAAAAAAAAAAGGCUUUCGGUCCUUUGCUUUCCAGCCUACAAAAAUCAGCAACUGUCCAGAGGCUAAAUGGGUUCAAUUUUGGCGUUUUAAGGAUCAAGGGUGGAGAAGAAAAGGGCUGGAUCAGAAGGCUAUGGAUAGAUCUAGGUUCUUUUUUUUUUUUCCCUUUGCCUUUUACUUUUGGUAUAAAUAAGGGUUCAAAGGUUAGUGAAAAGAGGGGGGAGUUUUCGGAAAGAGGCGUUUUCUGCUGGGUGACAACGGCUGGAGGAGGACACAUUGUUGAGUUUCAAGAAGUGUGCCCUUUUCUGGAUUUGUUUCUGUAGGUAAUUUUCUCAUCAGAAGAGGUUCUUGAGAAAGGUGGUGAGGGAGAGGGUUGGAGCUUUAUCCCGUGGGUGGGAUCCCUCCCCCCGAUUCUGAUCUGUCUUCUUCAAAAACCUUCGCCAUGCUUGUUUUUAUUUUUUGGGUUUUCUUGACGUGCUGUAAGUGUAUUUGAGAGUAACAUUGUGAAUGAAAAAUCACAAAAAAUUGUCUAGUUCAUU